Branchiostoma belcheri (Belcher's lancelet) is the source of this 1215-nucleotide messenger RNA. Its product is annotated as ficolin-1-like. The coding region runs from base 152 to 1111 and encodes 319 amino acids. The transcript has 6 exons. The record is from RefSeq and is a predicted model, not a curated record. NCBI's taxonomy places the organism in Eukaryota, Metazoa, Chordata, Leptocardii, Amphioxiformes, Branchiostomatidae.
ACUCGAAAUGUUCCUUGAACAGCGCUGUAAAAGCUAUACCUGGCAAAACGAAUAAGAGCUGGCCAUCUGUUCAGGCUUAGCUUAAAUCAUAUAAAGGCGCUACACAACCCUCUGCAAAGCUUUGUCACAAGGCAGCCGCGUACCGCACACCAUGGCUCUCUGUCCAGUCCUCCUGCUCGCAGUCCUGUGCUAUUCCGAAGCAAAUGUGCUAACAAGUCCAAAUGAGGUGGAAGUGAGUGAAACGGGCGUAUCCGCUGGGUCUUGCCAGGCCCUCGAGUACCUGCUGCUGUACAUUGGCAGACUGGAGAGCGACUUGGAAGAACUGAGGAACAGGACGGACCAGUGUUGUCCUGGACAAGACACGCAGGUAACGGUGGCUGGUCUGCAGACUGUGGUUUCGGAUCAGGCUGUGACCAUCCAGCAGCUGCAAACUAGGGUGAACCAACUUUCAGACACUUUGAACGGUGCCCGUGACUGUAUGGAACUGUUGGCGACUGGACACGAUACCAGCGGUGUGUACACCAUCUACCCUGAUGGAGGAGGGAAAAGUCCUGUUCACGUCUACUGUGACAUGGACACUGACGGGGGUGGAUGGACGCUAUUCCAAAAGCGCCAAGAUGGUUCGGUCAACUUCUACCAAGACUGGCAGGCGUACAAGACGGGGUUUGGUGACCUCAUAGGAGAGUUCUGGCUAGGUAAUGACCACCUGCACCGUCUGACGGCCCAGGAUGUGUACGAACUGAGGGUGGAUCUGGAGGACUUUGAGGGGAACACGGCCUACGCCAAGUACAACAUCUUCAGGGUGGAGGAUGAGGUGCACAAGUACAGGCUCACUGUGGACGGGUACUCUGGUACAGCAGGUGAUGGUAUGACCGCUCAUCAUGACAUGUUCUUUUCGACAUGGGACAGGGACAACGACAUUCACGACACGGACGACUGUGCCGAAACCUACAAAGGUGCAUGGUGGUACAGUAGCUGCCAUGAAUCGAACCUGAACGGCCAGUACCUGAUUGGGAGUCACCAGUCGUUCGCAGACGGUGUCAACUGGUAUCAUUGGAAGGGCCACCGCUAUUCCCUGAAAACCACUGAAAUGAAGAUAAGGCCUAACUAGGCCAAGCAAAUGUUCUCAAAGAAGGUUGAUCCAAAGUCCCUUCUAGAUCUCCAACAUACAUCAUAACAGAAGGUUAUUGAUGAGUAAAAUUGAAUCGACAGCAA